Scleropages formosus (Asian bonytongue) is the source of this 2467-nucleotide messenger RNA. RefSeq names its product importin subunit alpha-4-like. The record is from RefSeq and is a predicted model, not a curated record. Lineage: Eukaryota; Metazoa; Chordata; Actinopteri; Osteoglossiformes; Osteoglossidae. The transcript is spliced from 17 exons. Gene Ontology annotation, cellular component: cytoplasm. Gene Ontology annotation, biological process: protein import into nucleus. Bases 355 to 1920 code for a protein of 521 amino acids. Gene Ontology annotation, molecular function: protein binding; nuclear import signal receptor activity.
GGAGUGUGGCAGCGCGAGCCCGCGCAAGUUGACCACGGUCCAUGUCGUUCGAAGCGGUUUACCGAACUCUCCCGGUCCGGUGUCUGUGACCCUGUCAGACUGACGCUAUGCGAACUCACUCGUGCCCAGAACCACGACUCCCGCGUCGCCUGCGUGUUCUGCCCAAUUCCGCUGCCCUAGAAUCCCGUCCAUGUUAGCACCUCCCUCACAUUAGUUAGUGAACGUGGCUCCUCCUUUCCGCUGCGCCCCGUCCUACCUCCCCCUUGCCGCUCUCCCCUCGCUCGCUCGGCUCGGACCGUCUCCCGACUCUCCGUGCAGCUCCAUCCCCGCCCUGAGAGCACCGAGCACCGCGCCAUGGCAGAGCACGGCGGCCUGGAGAACCACCGCAUCAAGAGUUUCAAGAAUAAGGGGCGCGAUGUGGAGACUAUGCGAAGACAUAGAAACGAGGUGACAGUGGAGCUGAGAAAGAACAAAAGAGACGAACACCUACUGAAGAAGCGUAACGUCCCACAGGAAGAAAGCCUCGAGGACUCGGAUGUAGAUGCCGAUUUUAAAGGACAAAACAUAACGCUGGAUGCGAUCUUACAGAACGCCACCAGUGACAAUGCCGUCGUACAGCUCAGCGCAGUGCAGGCAGCCAGAAAACUGCUGUCCAGCGACAGAAACCCGCCCAUCGAUGACUUGAUAAAGUCUGGAAUCCUGCCCAUCCUGGUCAAGUGUCUGGAGAGGGACGACAACCCUUCUCUGCAGUUCGAAGCAGCCUGGGCUUUGACCAACAUUGCAUCUGGAACCUCAGCGCAGACCCAAGCUGUGGUCAAAUCCAAUGCGGUCCCGCUGUUCCUUCGGCUGCUGCACUCCCCCCACCAGAACGUGUGUGAGCAGGCGGUGUGGGCGCUGGGUAACAUCAUCGGUGACGGGCCGCAGUGCCGGGACUACGUCAUCUCCCUGGGCGUGGUCAAACCCCUGCUGUCCUUCAUCAACCCCUCCAUUCCCAUCACGUUCCUCCGCAAUGUCACCUGGGUCAUUGUCAACCUGUGCAGAAACAAGGAUCCACCUCCACCCAUAGAGACUGUGCAGGAGAUACUGCCUGCCCUCUGUGUGCUAAUCUAUCACACCGAUAUCAACAUUCUGGUGGAUACCGUAUGGGCUUUGUCCUACCUGACGGAUGGAGGGAACGAGCAGAUCCAGAUGGUCAUCGACUCAGGCGUGGUCCCCUUUCUGGUUCCGCUGCUCAGCCACCAGGAGGUCAAAGUUCAGACGGCCGCCUUGAGAGCAGUGGGCAACAUAGUGACUGGGACGGACGAGCAGACCCAGGUGGUUCUGAACUGCGAUGUGCUCUCACACUUUCCCAACCUGCUCACACACCCUAAGGAGAAGAUCAACAAGGAGGCUGUUUGGUUCCUGUCCAAUAUCACAGCAGGGAACCAACAGCAGGUUCAGGCUGUGAUCGACAUGGGUCUCAUUCCCAUGAUCAUCCACCAACUAGCAAAGGGUGACUUUGGCACACAGAAGGAGGCUGCCUGGGCGAUCAGUAACUUGACAAUAAGUGGGAGAAAAGAUCAGGUGGAGUACCUGGUCCAGCAGAACGUGAUCCCACCCUUCUGCAACCUACUGUCAGUGAAGGACUCUCAGGUGGUCCAGGUGGUCUUGGAUGGGCUGAAGAACAUACUGAUCAUGGCAGGGGAUGAGGCCAGCUCUAUUGCUGAGAUCAUUGAGGAGUGCGGAGGUCUGGAGAAGAUUGAGAAUCUGCAGCAGCAUGAAAAUGAGGACAUAUACAAAUUAGCCUUUGAAAUCAUUGAUCAGUACUUUUCAGGAGACGAUAUUGAUGAAGAUCCAAGUCUCAUCCCUGAAUCCACUCAGGGGGACACCUUUUCCUUUGACCCUGCUUCCAACCUGCAAACCAAGGAGUUUAAGUUCUAAAGCAAAUAUUCAGCACACAGUCACCUUGAGAACAUCUGAAUAGAUUCAACGACCUGAGAACGCACACCUCGACCACGCACUGAGGGAUCAGAGACCAUUUCCCCCACCCCCUCCACUCCGAUGCUUCUCAACGUUACUGAAAGAACAGAAAAGGCCUUGUGCUGCUCUGCAAUUGCCAAAAACCGCUCUUGCUCAAACACACAAAUCGAGUGGUGUGUGCAUGAAAGCCUAAAACUCAUCAUAUCAGCAACAAAGAAGGCUCCUCACUUUUGUGAGGUUUUUUCUUUUUUGUAUUGUAAUUUCCCUGGAAUCAUCCCAGACUCAUUUAAGCAAUCACCGAGCGCACCAGCUACCUUGAUUCGAGAUGUUCCACCUUGGAUCCAAGCCAUGUGGCACCGCGUCUGUCAGCCCGUGGAGCAUUCUCAGGUUUUAUAGAGGAGAGGAAAGCCCAGAGAGUUUAUUGUGGAGUGAUAAAACUUUUUUAUGUCUUUGGGAAUUCUCGUGGAAGACUAGCUUUUUUUUUUUUUUUUUUUUUUUUUUUUUUUUU